Peromyscus maniculatus bairdii (prairie deer mouse) is the source of this 1499-nucleotide messenger RNA. Lineage: Eukaryota; Metazoa; Chordata; Mammalia; Rodentia; Cricetidae. The record is from RefSeq and is a predicted model, not a curated record.
AUGGUCCCCUGCAGGGCCGGUUCUUACUGUGGGCCCCGGACUGGAGUACCCCCACUUUGCCCCGGGGGCUUUGCCUGCCCUGAGGGUUCUUCUACCUACACUGGUCCUGGGCAGCGGUGCAUGUUCCCCCAUUACUGCCCUCAAGGCAGCACUCAUCCCCUUGGGUGCCCUGGGGGCUCCGAGGCCCAGAACAAGAGUGGCCUUAGGGUCUCUGCAGAGACUUCCUGCCGUCUGUGUACGGCAGGUACCUACCGCAGCCCUGCUCUGGAUACCCUGACUUGCCAGCCCUGCCCCCCUGGGUUCAUCUGCCCCCAAGGCUCAGAGAGCUAUGACAACCAGCCCUGCCCGGUGGGCCACUACUGCCCUGAGGGGACAUCCAAGCCCAGGCCCUGUCCAGCAGGAACCUUUGGAGGGAGCAGCCAAGCAGCAGGAGCAGAAGACUGUCAGCCAUGCCCGCCAGGCACCUUCAGCGCCCGGCCAGGACAGGCAGCUUGCCUUCCCUGUGGGAGUGUUGCCUUCUCUCCCCAGGGUGCUUCUACCUGUACCUGCCGAGGUCUAAACAGGAUCUUCCAAAAGUCGGAUGGUUCCUGCCUCUGCCAGGCUGGGCAUGUCUCCUAUGACCACAGGGGUCUGGAAACUGACCAGGAGAGCAACAGCCACAGCGAUGAGGAUUGCCAACCCCAGGUUGCCCAGCACUGUCCACCUGGCGAUGUCCGCCUGGCUGCCACCCGUGAGUGUGUGUCUCCACAACAGUAUGACUGCAGUUCCUUCUGUGGCCCAGGAGGUGGAAAACUCAGCACCGCGCUGGGAAUCUGUCAGUGCUUGGGAUACGUCUCUGCAGAAGAACUCUGUGACAUUAGGUGUCUGGCCAAUGCUCCCCGGCUCUCCUUGUCCUGGGACCCUGGCAAGGAGCUGAUCCUCAGUGUGAAGAGUAGGACUGGCGACAGCAUCCAGAAGGAGCUCUUGGAAACUCUAGGUCCUGAUCUGCAGUUCCCAGGGAGUGCCAGGGUCCACCUGGUCCAGUUUGGGCCCCAUGGUACCCUUGGUUUCAUCAUCUCCAGAGUGGACAUGCUUAUUUCCCUGCUUCAAGGAACAGCUACAUCCGGUCCCUGGCUGCAGAGGCAUCACAGGACAACAGGCCGGAAGCACCCCAAUACUAACCUUCAGAUUCCGAACCCAGUGAUCUGCCUAGCAGCUGGAGAUGUGAUUCUCUUCCAGCUCCAUCUUCUUGCCCAUAGUCGGCCAGUCACUACCCCAUGUACCAGAGGCAGCACCUACUCAACAGCAACUCCCACUGGGACUCUGGAGCCUUCAGGAGACUAGGCCAUCUAGUACGCGAGACAAACCUCAGCCUCUCAGGGUUUGCCCAUCAGUUCCUAGAUCCAGGCACAUAUGUGUUUCAAGACAACGGAAAGCCCGAGAAUAUCGCAGUGGUGCUGGUGAAGGAGGAGGGGGCAGCAUGUGGUGCUGGCCUGUCCCCUGUGCAGCCAUCUUCUCCG